AUGGCAGCGCAGCUUGUUCCAGCUGCUGCAAUGGAGUGUAUCCUGAAGCCGGUGGACGCUCAUAUCCUUGGAUGUUCAGCUGUGGCAUCUUCUGAGACGGCGUGGUGGUGGAAGACCCUGGACCUGCUGAGCGUGUCCUGUGCUGACGGCGUCGCCUACGGGGCUGCAAUGGGCGCUUGCGGGAAGGACGCCAAGUGGCUCGUGGCUGCGCAGCUGCUGGUGCAGGGCCAGGCCCAGCUCCUGGAGAAGCACUGCAUCCUCUACAACGCGCUGGUGACAGCCUGCGAAAGAGGGCUGGCUUGGCCCUUCGCACUUCAUCUGUUGCCGGAGCUGAGCGCCGCGUCGGUAGAGAUUUCAGAUGUCACCUACAACGCAGCCAUCAGCGCGUGCGAGAAGGGUGUGGCUGCUGCUGCCGGCAUAGCAAGCUGUUACGAGGAGCUGUCGUCGAAGACGACCUCUUCUCUGUCAUCGUUGGAAAGCGGCGCGAGGGGGUAG
Messenger RNA from Symbiodinium natans, 495 nucleotides. The record is from the annotation of a GenBank genome assembly. NCBI's taxonomy places the organism in Eukaryota, Dinophyceae, Suessiales, Symbiodiniaceae.